Molecule: messenger RNA, 731 nt
Organism: Papaver somniferum (opium poppy)
Lineage: Eukaryota; Viridiplantae; Streptophyta; Magnoliopsida; Ranunculales; Papaveraceae
Exons: 7
Coding region: 18-731 (237 amino acids)
Biological process (GO): protein ubiquitination
Cellular component (GO): membrane
Molecular function (GO): zinc ion binding; ubiquitin-protein transferase activity
Source: RefSeq, a predicted model, not a curated record
AACAAGAUGAAGUUGCGAUGAUGAUGACGGUGGAAGAUCAAUCACUUGUUCAGAUAAUGGAGUGCCGGAUUUGCCAGGAAGAAGAUCAUGCCGUGAACUUGGAAAAUCCUUGUGCAUGUAAUGGUACUUUGAAGUAUGCUCACAGGAAGUGUGUGCAGCGUUGGUGCGACGAAAAAGGAAACACAACGUGUGAGAUUUGCCAGGAGCUUUUCGAGCCUGGUUAUACCGCACCAGCCCCAUCGCCUCCUCGGCCAAGCUCCGACGAUACCACUGUUGAUAUCAGUGGAAACUGGACCGUUGGAGAUAAUAUUGAUGUCGAUGACCCUCGUCUCUUGGCUAUGGCAGCAAGUCGUCGCCAUUUUCUUGAAUCAGACUAUGAAGACAGAGAUAGGGAUGGAGCUUCUUUUUGCCGUGCAGCCGCUUUCAUGUUAAUGGCACUCCUGCUCUUGAGGCAUGCAUUGGCGAUUACGGCUGCUGAAGGUGAUAAUGAUGCUCCCACAUUGUUCGCUCUAUUCAUGCUGCGAGCAAUUGGGUUUGUUUUACCAUGCUACAUUACGGCAUGGGCCGUCAGUAUGAUACAUUACCGACGUCAAGUACGGGCUGGUAAUAACUCCGCGAUGUCCACAACCGAAGUUGCUAUUAUGAUGCAAUCAGGGGAAAAUGGAGAUUUAGAAUUCACAUUAGCUCCCAACUUGUCUGCCCCGGCGCCAUGUCCUCCUACUCAAGCUUGA